This is a messenger RNA of Histoplasma capsulatum G186AR, 693 nucleotides long. RefSeq lists its product as uncharacterized. NCBI's taxonomy places the organism in Eukaryota, Fungi, Ascomycota, Eurotiomycetes, Onygenales, Ajellomycetaceae. The transcript is spliced from 4 exons. The record is from RefSeq and is a predicted model, not a curated record. The coding region runs from base 1 to 693 and encodes 230 amino acids.
AUGCCGUGGAGUUUACUGACAAGCACCUUCAUGAUAUCUACUCCACUCCCGCAGUGGACUCUAGAGAGUUUUGAGCCACUCUCACCUCAUCGGAAAAGGAGCAUUUAUUCUGAAGAGAGCUUGAAGAUAUUCAUAAGCCCUGCGAUCAGCAGCUGGGCUGUGAAGGCACCCACCGCCUAUCCAUGGAUACGCUCUUCCCACGUACCAGUUAUGGGAAUGUUUUUAUCUCUCAUCAAUAUCUCUAUUGAACCGAAAUACGUCAUGUUUGAAGAAGUUGGUCCCAGCUUUUUAGCCACGAACCCUCAUUCUCCAUCUAGACCCAGCGAUCACCCAGCUCAACAUGAGGCUAGAGAUUGGGGAUAUGGCCUGACAAGUACGAUUAAACCAAUACCUCAAGAGCAUUCAGACAUUCGGCUUGGAGCUGGGGUUUUUCAACCAUUUGCUCGACUCUCGUUGCUUCUGGUUCAGGCGAUUAACCAACGCACAUUUGGUGAUGGAAGGGUUAGUCAAGGGGGAAAGCGGUUUGACAAGUAUGCAAAUGUUAUCACCGUCGGGCAGAUGGUUGAAAAUAUAUGCACCAUGUCGUUGUCCAGACGGAUGCCAGCCAGCAUCGGUAUCUGGCCGAAAACUGCUCCCCGCCCUCCAAAAAAACUCGUUUCAAAACAAACUAAACACGGAAGCUUGUUUGCUUGA